AUGAGUCGGCUGUGUGUGUGCGCGCGUGCGCGUGUGCGCGCGUGCGCGUGUGUGCGCGCGUGUGCGCGUGUGUGCGCGCGUGUGUGCGCGCGUGUGCGCGCGUGCGCGCGUGUGCGCGCGUGUGCGCGCGUGCGCGUGCGUGUGCGCGCGUGCGCGUGUGUGCGCGCGUGUGCGCGCGUGCGCGUGUGUGCGCGCGUGUGCGCGUGUGUGCGCGCGUGUGCGCGCGUGCGCGUGUGUGCGCGCGUGUGCGCGCGUGCGCGUGUGCGCGCGUGCGCGUGUGUGCGCGCGUGUGCGCGCGUGCGCGUGUGCGCGCGUGCGCGCGUGCGCGCGUGCGCGUGUGUGCGCGCGUGCGCGUGUGCGCGCGUGCGCGUGUGUGCGCGCGUGUGCGCGCGUGUGCGCGCGUGCGCGUGUGCGCGCGUGCGCGUGUGUGCGCGCGUGUGCGCGCGUGCGCGUGUGCGCGCGUGCGCGUGUGUGCGCGCGUGUGCGCGCGUGUGCGCGCGUGCGCGUGUGUGUGCGCGCGUGCGCGUGUGUGUGCGCGCGUGUGCGCGCGUGCGCGUGUGUGCGCGCGUGUGCGCGCGUGCGCGUGUGUGCGCGCGUGCGCGCGCGUGCGCGUGUGUGCGCGCGUGCGCGUGUGUGCGCGCGUGUGCGCGCGUGCGCGUGUGCGCGCGUGUGCGCGCGUGCGCGCGUGUGCGCGCGCGUGUGCGCGCGUGCGCGUGUGUGCGCGCGUGUGUGCGCGCGCGUGCGCGCGUGUGCGCGCGCGUGCGCGCGUGUGCGUGUGUGCGCGCGUGUGCGCGCGUGCGCGCGCGUGCGCGCGUGCGCGUGCGUGCGCGCGCGUGCGCGCGCGUGCGUGGGUGCGCGUGCGGGUGCGCGCGCGGGUGCGCGUGCGGGUGCGCGUGCGGGUGCGCGUGCGGGUGCGCGUGCGGGUGCGCGUGCGGGCGGCCCGGCCGGCGGGACAGCGCAGCGCAGCGGCGGGGCGAGGCGGGGCGGCAGCCCGGCUGUCGAUCAGCGCCACCCGCCACUGAGCGCUCCCUCGCAGCCGCCGCGCGUCACCUCGCCUCCGCGUAG
Molecule: messenger RNA, 1065 nt
Organism: Schistocerca nitens (vagrant locust)
Lineage: Eukaryota; Metazoa; Arthropoda; Insecta; Orthoptera; Acrididae
Product: keratin-associated protein 4-6-like
Exons: 2
Coding region: 1-1065 (354 amino acids)
Source: RefSeq, a predicted model, not a curated record